Molecule: messenger RNA, 503 nt
Organism: Penaeus vannamei (Pacific white shrimp)
Lineage: Eukaryota; Metazoa; Arthropoda; Malacostraca; Decapoda; Penaeidae
Source: RefSeq, a predicted model, not a curated record
UGAGCGAACGUCAGGGAGAGAGGUUGUGUUGUGCGUUUGUGCGGGGAAAUCGUCACACCCUCCUCCUCAGGGUCAUAUAUUUUUCCCAAUUGGGGAUUUCCAGUGUCUCAACCCUUAACCAGUGAGUGAGCGAUCCUCUCAGAAAUUCAAACCAGGCGGAAAAUCGAUAUAGAAGUGAUUUUUUUUCCAUCAUUUUCGUGUUUCUUUACACAAAAACAUCGGAUGUUCGUCCAGCAAUUCGUACGUUUCAAAGCGUGUUUCAAGGCAAUCUGAAAUUUCCUGUGCUUCAUAAUUCCCCUCAUUUCCCCCCCGUCAACAUGUAUUUAAAAAGGUGAAAUAGAUAAGUGUGGCGUAAAUAUAUACGUGUUUUUCCGUAAAAUUCGUGGCUGUUUCGAUGUCCGAAAGCAUGCAUCUGCAGGGAACUUUUUACAUCUUGAAUAAACGUUGCAAAGUUACGCUUACGGACGAAGGCAUCAGCUGGGAACCCGAGGGAACUCCUGAUU